Ascochyta rabiei is the source of this 408-nucleotide messenger RNA. RefSeq lists its product as uncharacterized. Gene Ontology annotation, molecular function: oxidoreductase activity. Lineage: Eukaryota; Fungi; Ascomycota; Dothideomycetes; Pleosporales; Didymellaceae. The transcript has 2 exons. The coding region runs from base 1 to 408 and encodes 135 amino acids. The record is from RefSeq and is a predicted model, not a curated record.
AUGCGAUGCGUCGAGUGUGGAUUCGAUGGGAUCGUUGGGUCGAACCAUGCUGGGCGACAGGUAGAUGGCGCGGUUGCGAGUCUCGAUGCGCUGGAGAAGAUUGUGGAUGCCGUUGGCAACAGAACCUACAUCGUGUACGACUCGGGCGUGCGCUUCGCCUCUGACGUGUUCAAGGCGCUCGCGCUCGGUGCACAGUUCGUCUUCGUCGGUCGUCUGUGGAUCUGGGGCCUGAGCAUCAUGGGUGAGACGGGCGUGGACCACGUGAUACGCGCGCUGCUUGCUGAUCUAGAUAUCCUCAUGAACGUCGCCGGCUUCACGUCGUUUGACGAGAUCAAGAAGGCGGGCAGGGCGGCGCUGGAGAGCGGGGACAAGAACUACCCGCUGUUGCCGUUUCCGAGCAAGCUGUGA